UGCCGGGCCUCUGUCUGAGCACGGCCUGCCCCCAGCGAUAAGGACUCCAGCCUCCCAGCGUCCUGGGAGAGCCCAGUCACUUUGAGCUGUUCCAGUCCCUUUCUUCUUUGGAGAUUAAAUCUCCAUGCCCAGUGCUCCCUUCCAGCAUCAGGAGGAAAAGACAUGUGCUGAGCACAAGCCCUGAAGCGGGGGGCCUGGGAAGCUUUCCCCUGUCGCCCGCUCCCGCUCACCGGGUCAAGGCCUGGAAAGCAACCCUGCGUGCAUGGCCUCCCCGCCUGGCUGGGUGCGGGCAGCCUGUGUGCCUGCAGGGACUUCUGCCCAGCAGCGCUGUUUCCUCAUACCUGAGCCGCCCGGGCCGCACGCACCACUCCCGGCCUGAGCACACUAUUUAAGGCCGGCGCGCUAGAGCCUGCUGUGAGUCACGGCACCGGGAGGGCGGCAGCAGCUCCACGCACCCGGCUCCCUAAACGCGCGGGAAGGGGCGCUCCCCCGGCCAUGGCCUCCCUGGGGCAGACCAUCUUCUGGAGCAUUAUUAGCAUCAUCAUUGUUUUGGCUGGAGCCAUUGCACUUAUCAUCGGUUUUGGUAUCUCAGGGAGACACUCCAUUAGAGUCACUACUCUCACCUCCGCUGGGAACAUCGGGGAGGAUGGAAUCCUGAGCUGCAUUUUUGAACCUGACAUCAAACUUUCUGAUAUCGUGAUACAGUGGCUGAAGGAAGGUGUUAUGGGCUUGGUACAUGAGUUCAAAGAAGGCAAAGACGACCUGUCAGACCAAGACGAGAUGUUCAGAGGCAGGACGGCUGUGUUUGCGGAUCAAGUGAUAGGUGGCAAUGCCUCUCUGAGGCUGAAAAACGUGCAACUCACAGAUGCUGGCACCUAUAAAUGUUACAUCAUCACCUCCAAAGGCAAGGGGAAUGCUAACCUUGAGUAUAAAACUGGAGCCUUCAGCAUCCCAGAGGUGAACGUGGACUAUAAUGCCAGCUCAGAGAGCCUACGGUGUGAGGCUCCCCGAUGGUUCCCCCAGCCUACAGUGGUCUGGGCAUCCCAAGUUGACCAGGGAGCCAACUUCUCAGAAGUCUCCAAUACCAGCUUUGAGCUGAACUCUGAGAAUGUGACCAUGAAGGUUGUGUCCGUACUCUACAAUGUCACGAUCAACAACACGUACUCCUGUAUGAUUGAGAACAACAUUGCCAAAGCCACAGGGGAUAUCAAAGUGACAGACUCGGAGAUUAAAAGGCGGAGUCACCUGCAGCUGCUGAACUCAAAGGCCUCCCUGUGUGUCUCUUCUUUCUUUGCCAUCAUCUGGGGACUCCUGCCUCUCUCCCCUUACCUGAUGCUCAAAUAAGGUGCCUUGGCCACACGGAAACAUGCACAGUCACUGGUACGACAGAAGCCCAGGAAUCUGCAGAAGUAUUUCACCACAAGAUAUGACCUAGUUUUAUAUUUCUGGGGGGAAAUGAAAUUUGGAGUGAACAAAUAAGAUCAAGAAGCAAAAAAAAGCCAAAAGCAACCCACGGAAGACUCCAAGAUGAACAAGAUAAAUCUAUCUUCAAAGAUGUAUAUUUAAAGCUGGGAACAUAAUUCACCUGAACUGGAAAUGUGUUAAGACUGAGUAAAAUGCAUGUGGAGACAGGUGUAGCCAUACCUCAGGGACCUCCCCUUACCCCUGCCCAUCCAGGGAGUGAGAGGAAGGGAUACUGUAUCUCCCUCGUCUCUGAAUCUUUAUAUUGCUGUAAUGUUGCCCUAAAAUCCCAGAACGUUCUGACUGCAAUAGAUCCACAUCUUCUACUCUAUGAAUUAAACUGCAGUGGAUAUAAUAUGAAGCUGCCAAUUGGGUGUCCCUUCACAAUUCAGAGAUGGCUGAAUUUUAGUGAUGGGUCAAAUCACUUUUCAUUAGGAUGACCCAAGAGCGCCUUGGAAUCUCCUUCCACCUGACAAAUGCUAAAGAAGUGUGGAGAAGGUCAUAAAUGUAACACAAAAAUUAUGACACGGAUUUUCUAAAUUACCUGAGCCUCUUGUUUUUAAAACAAACAAAUGCCAUUACAUUUCCCAGAUGAUGUUCAUCCUGAACGGUCCGGGAAAGGACCUCUCACCAUCACUGUAUAGGGCACCGUAUCAUCACGAGGUGUCAGGCUUCUGCUUUGUAUCCUGCAUGGACGGCGAUGACCUCAACUCUCAACAGCAUCUAGAGCAUGCUCAGCUACUCAACGAUGGUGAUUUUUCACACCCAUCCCCACACACAGGGGACACCUGGAUAUGUCUGGAGACAACUGGAGGUGUUACAACUCAGGUGAGAGGGGAGGGUGCUACUGUCACGGAUAGAACUCAGGGAGGUUACUCAACAUCCUACAAUGUACAGGACGACCACCCACAACAAAGAAUUAUCUGGCCCAAAACGUCAGUCGUGCUGUCACAAGAAGCCCUGAUGCAGAGUAGACAAGGAUCUAGAAAAGAGGGGAGCCAACAAAGCUGUUUGCUUCCCACAAACAGGCCCUGUCCUCGGUCUCAGCACAGAGGUGUCAGCACAGACAGCCAGAGCUCAGUGUCAGGCAAUCAGGCAUUCCCGAUGGGGUUAUCUUCAGCUGGGUCCUUUCCCUCUGUCCUAGUGUACAAAUCAGGCUCUGUGAGAUCGGCCUGCACUCCAUCUCAAGUUAUCGUGCUCCAAAUUUGGAGUUCAGGACCUUGCCUGGUCACACUUCAAAUUAAGGCAACAAAAACAUGUACUUUCCUUGAAACACACAGAGACUUCUGAAAGCAGGGGCGAUGAACCUUUGAAGUGAGACCCUGAGGAAUGAAGCUCUGAUCGAAAAGAAUGUUCUGUUCACAACCCCCCUGCCCAUACUCUUCAUGUGUUGACCACUGGCCUCCCGGCACUUUGGACCCACCGUGACUGUAAUACAUUUUGUUAUAGAAAACUUGAUUUUUGGGUUCUGGCCAUUCAAGAGAAUGAUUAAAUAUGCAUUUCCUAUGCUGUUGUCUGUCUGGUCUGUCAAACAAAGCGAGCAUAAGGGAAGAUGGAUAAAAAGCCAGGGAUCAAGUUCUGAAGAUUAGAACGUAGCACAUAACAGGCCUUCAACAAGUGUUUGUUGAAUGAAAAGAUAAAUGAAUAGGAUGUGAGCACGGGCCAACUGGCUGGGACUAGUUACUUGAGGAAAGUCUAUAGGCUUUACCAGCCUGCCAUGUCUCUAUCAGGGAAAGGUUUCAGUGGCUUGAGGCAGAUCAGUUUGGGAGAAUACAUAAAGGUGGACAAACCCAUUGCUCUAGUGUCAAAAAAUCUGAUUUUUACUAUUCAGGAAGUAUCCAAUUCUAAAUCUUAGAGGUGGAGGACUUCAAAAUCGUCUUUCCUAAUCUCUUCACUUUUCAGAUGAAGACCCAGAGGCCCAGGGGGAAGUGUGGAUAAUUGGCUAUCGUCAGGUUGCGAGACUUGACAAAAACUGCACUGGUAGUUGUUAGAGGGUUAAAAUCUAUAGAAAAUUUAAUUGCCAAAGGACACAUUCUCAGGAAACUUUCAGAACGCUUCCCUGUUGUAUUUCUAGCUUGGUCCCAAUAGGCCUUCUGCAAGAGGAGACCAAUGCCGAAGCAAACUGAGAGAGCAAAUUGUGAAAGCAUAAACACUCCCAACCCAGGUUCGUUCUCUGGCCUUGUCCAUGAGCACACGGCAGAUGCGUCAGACAACAGAUGCAUCAUAUCCGCGAAAGCGCAAAGACCAGACUAUGAUACACAUCACAGACAUCUGGGGAAGCUCACAUUUAGAUGCCAAAGGUUAAAACAUGUCGGAAAUAUUAACACAUUUGACCGACCAAGUCAAACUUCAGUGGACGUACUGGCUCCCAGCUCUACCCAGGCUGUUUGAAGAUUUAAGCGCACGGUGGCCUCUGUACGUGCAUUGUUAAUUGGGGGAAGGGGUGUUCGUGGUUCACUACUGCAUAAUAAAACUUCUGCCCGAUGGCAUAUGCAGUGUGCUUUGGUUCUAUUGAUGAAAUAUAACUCACCAAUCUCCCCCCCGCUGAUGAAGUCUCUACCCAUCCAACUGGCUGC
Acinonyx jubatus (cheetah) is the source of this 4037-nucleotide messenger RNA. It is a transcript of the gene VTCN1, whose product is annotated as V-set domain containing T cell activation inhibitor 1. The record is from RefSeq and is a predicted model, not a curated record. NCBI's taxonomy places the organism in Eukaryota, Metazoa, Chordata, Mammalia, Carnivora, Felidae. Bases 496 to 1344 code for a protein of 282 amino acids. The transcript is spliced from 6 exons.